Molecule: messenger RNA, 36771 nt
Organism: Strongyloides ratti
Lineage: Eukaryota; Metazoa; Nematoda; Chromadorea; Rhabditida; Strongyloididae
Product: Immunoglobulin subtype 2 domain and Immunoglobulin subtype domain and Fibronectin, type III domain and Immunoglobulin-like domain and Immunoglobulin I-set domain and Immunoglobulin-like fold domain-containing protein
Exons: 17
Coding region: 1-36771 (12256 amino acids)
Molecular function (GO): protein binding
Source: RefSeq, a predicted model, not a curated record
AUGAAAAAGUCUAAUAAUUUAUCGAAAAAUAAUGUUGAUAGUAAAACUGAUAAUGAUACCAAUAGAAAUAUUACAAAUUUUAAUUCUAUACCAUCAGGAAUGACAUCAAUUUCAACUGAUCGGUCAUUGGUACUUGUACGUGAAUUAAAAAAUUGUAUAGGAAUAGAAGAGUUACAUUGUCAUAGAAGUCAAACUACGGAUACUGUUAAUUUUAUUGAAGAACAUUGGUCAUCUGAAAUAAAAAAUUUAUGUAAUAAGAAACCUCCAAAAUUUAUAAAAAUGAUACAAGCUUAUCGUGUUUUGGCAACUGAUAAAUUAAAUUUACUUGUUGAGGUUGAUAGUGAUCCACCAGCAAUUUUUGAAUGGACAAUUAAUGAUAAAAAUAUUGUUAAUAAACAAGGUGAUAAAGUUUCAUGUAUUCAUGGAUUAAAUAUUAGUCAAAUUAUUGUUAAAGAACCUGAAGAAGGAAUUUAUUCUUGUAAGGCAAAUAAUGGAUAUGGUAUUUCUAGAAGUUAUGGAUAUGUUAAAGUAGAUAAUGAUACAAAAAAACAUAAAAGAUUUUCAACUUCUUUAAAAAUUAAUGAUCAUGUAUCAUUGAGUGAUAGUGUAACAAAUGUUAAAGAUGUCGAAAAUUUUCCAUUCUUUGUAAAUCAAAUACCAAAUUUAAUUGUUGACUUAGGUUCAGAAGCUGUCUUUGAUGUUGAAGUUGAAUCAUUAUUACCUGUUCAAUUUUUUUGGUAUCAUAAUAAUAAACAAUUUGAUGAAACUAACUUGAAUUAUGAAUUUUAUUAUCCAUCAAAAAAUAGGUGUUUAAUUUUAAUUAAAAUGCCUGAGGCUGGAGAGUACAAAGUCAUUGCUCGUACUGAAGUUGGUCAAAUUGAAAGUACCGGUUACUUAUCAAUUGCUUCUGAUAAAAAGUAUGAUGAACAAAGUUUUUCAAAAAAUUGUUCCUAUGAUUAUUCAAUAGUUGGAGAUUCAACAAACAAACACUUUAUUGAAAAAAAUUAUAAAAGUUUACCUCGUAACAUUCAUGGUAAUAUUAAAAAAAGUAAUAUGAUAAUUAAAUGGAAUAAUUUUGAUAAUAAUGAAAAAUAUCAAAAUAGUAUUGUUAAGGAGAAUUCUAAUCAAUACUUAAAUAAUUAUAUCUCUGACAAUGAUAAAAAUAAAUUCAUUCAAAAUGUAAAUGCUUUUACCCCCAUACCAACUCCAGGAGUAGUAAAUAAAUGUUAUGUUACUAAAAAUAUUGCUCAACCAUUACCACAAAAACCAAUUAUUGAUAUGAAUAGUACUUUAAUUCCUCCAUCAGAAAUCUAUGUAUCAUUAGGAGAAUCUUUAAGUCUUGAAAUGAAAGUACAAUCAUCUCCCUCUUCAGCUUUUAAAUGGUAUCAUAAAAACUUUGAAGUCAAACCUUCUUCAAUAAUAUCAAUUGAACAGGUAGCUGAGAAUCAUUCAAAAGCAGUUUUUCAAAAACCAUACUCUGGUAUUUAUAAAUGUGUUGCCUCUAAUCCACAUGGUGAAGCAACAAUUGAAACUAGAGUUACAAGUGAAUAUAUAGAAGAAAUAGAAAUUGGAAGUUUGACUAAUAACAAGAAAAAUAAUUCUAAUAUUGAUUUUAAUUCAUUUGUUAAAGUUAAUAAAAAUUUGAAGAAAAAAGAUUUGCCUAUGGCACCAAGAAUUACAAAAAAAUUUGCCAAUUCAUUAAAAGUUAAAGAAAAUGAGAAAAUUGAGUUGUCUGUUGAAGUUGAAAGUAUCCCACCAGCAAUCUUUUUAUGGCAUCAUAGACAUUUUGAAUUAAAAUCUUCCAAAAAUAUAAUAAUUGAAAAUGAUAUAAAUAAAUCAAAACUUAUAUUAUUAAAACCUCAAGAAGGAAUUUAUGAAGUUACAGCUAUGAAUCAAAUUGGAGAAGAUAAAGCAGGAUGUAAAAUUUUUGUUUUAUAUAAUGAUCCAAAAACACCUCAAGUUAAUAAAAAUGAAGAAAUAUAUUUUACCAAAAACUUAGAUAAUAUAAAUAAUUAUAUUGUUGAUAAAAAAAAUAAUAGUAGUGAAGUAUAUUUGAUAGUUGAAAUAAAUGCUGAACCAUUAAAUAAUGGAUACUUUAAAUGGUUUGCUAAUGAUAGUGAAAUUAUUAAUGGUGAUUAUUUUUCAAUAAAAUCAAAUAAUGUUUCAUCUAAACUUAUCAUUAAAAAUGAUUUACCUCAGGGUCUUGUAAUAAGAGCUGAAUAUAUCAAUGCAAAUGGUAUUUUAAAAACUUGUACUAAACCAAUGUCAAAAUUAAUUUUUGAAAAAAUAUUAAAUAAUUCAAUAGAUGAAAAGUUUCUUGAUAACAAAAAUAAAAAUGAAAUUUUGGCACCUAAAUUUAUACAAUCAUUGGAACAUAUAUCAGAAAUUAUUUUAUCAUUAGAGAAACAUGAUGAUAAUCUUUCAUCAUUUGUUUUAACAACUCAUGUCGAUUCUACCAUACCUGGAGAAUUUAAAUGGUUUGUAAAUAAAAAUGAAAUAUUUGGAUUUUCAGAUUUAUCUCCAUACCUCAUAAAACAAACAGCUCCAUUUUCAUCAACAUUAACAUUUAAUCCAUAUGUAUGUAAAAAUGAUACAAUAUUUACGUGUCAAUUUAUUACACCAAUUUUAACAAUAUCAACAUCAACACAAAAAAUUAAAAUUAAAAAAGAAAAUAAUAUUAAUUUUAAUAAAAAAUUAUCAUUUAAAAAAUGUUUAGAAAAUAUUUCUAAUCUUGAAUAUACAAAAUAUGAUAAACCAUCAAAACAAUAUGUAACAUCAAUAGAUGCUUCUGUUGAUACAUCUAUUCCAGGUAACUUUAGAUGGUUUAUAAAUGGACGUGAAAUAUAUAGUACACAGUCAAAAGAAUUUAAGGAUUUUUCUGUAACAUCAAAUGGUAUUGAAUCAACAUUGACAAUAAGUUGUUUAUUAUCAAAUUCAUCUGUUAUUGGUGUACAAUUUAGUAAUAGUCAGGGUGUAUUAUUUUCAAGAACACCUGAACUUACCAUUAUUUAUCUAAAAGAAAAAAGUUUUGAUGAUGAUUCAUAUAAUAAUGAUAUAUGUGAACCAUACUUUAUUAAUACAUUAGGAAAUAUUUUGGUAAAAGAAGGUGAUAACCUAACUUGUGAUGCAAUUUUAAAUAAAGAAGCUGGUGAUAAAUGUAUUUUUAUAUGGUUUUUAAAUGGUAAUCCAAUUCCAAGUACAUUCUCAAAUAGUAGUUAUGAUAAUGGACAAAAGUCAAAACUUUCUAUUCCCUUAGUAACAAAAGAAAUGGAAGGUGAAUUAUUAGUUAUUGCUGAAAAUGUUAAAGGUGUCGUUGAGAUGAAAGGUAAAAUAAUUAUUGAUAAUAAAGAGAUUGUUGAUAAUAAUACGAAUGAAGUACAUAAACAAUCAGUUGAAGAAAUUGUGGCAGAUUAUAUAAUUCAAAAUAUUCCACAAUUUAAUAAAGGAAAUGAUACUUAUACAUUAGAUAAAGUAGAUAAUACAUUAUCAAUAUAUAGUAAUUUUAAAACUAAAAAUAAUGUAACUGAAAUUAAAAAAAGACCUGAAUCUUAUAAAUUAUUAGUUAAAGUAGCUGAAAGUAUAGCAACAACCUUGGUAGCAAAGAUAUUUGUUGAUGCAAUGAAAGAAUCAUCAAUAUAUUUAGCUGAAGAAAAAAGAAAAAAUCUAUUAAAGAAGGAAAAAAAAUUAAAUAAUUUAAUGGUUACAGGUGGUACUGAUAUACGAUAUUCUGAUACUAAAAGUUAUAGAGCACCAUAUUUUGAAAUUAAAAAUGAACAGUAUACAGUAUCUGAAGGUCAAAAUAUUACAAUUCAUACAAUUAUUCAUGGUCAUCCACCCCCUAAAGUUUCAUGGUACUUCAAUGACAAAGAACUAGAAACUUCUGUUGAUGGAAAAUAUUGUAUAAUAAAUACCUCAGGACAUUCUCAAUUAACAAUUAAAAAUGUAAAUAGAGAGACAAAUUCUGGUAACUAUUAUUGUAAAGCUUCAAACAAACUAGGAAAAGCAAUAUAUAGUUGUAAUUUAAAAAUAACAGAAAAAGUUUUUGAAUCAGAAAUUCAUAAUAUUGUGGCACAGGUAGAUGUUCCUACACUACUUCAUUCUGGAUAUGGAAGUGAAGAUGAUGACAGAAAAAGUGAAUAUGUUGAAUUAAAUAUUAAUAUUUUUAAUAAUGGAGAUAAAUUUUGUGAAAUAAAUAUGAAUGAUAUUGAAAAUGUUAAUAAUAUUCAAAAUUCUUUAACUGAAAAUCAUCUUAUUGAAUUACAGGAGAUGGUAGAUAAUAAAACAAUCAACCAAUUAAACAUUCCUCUUAUAAAUAUUGAAGAAGUAGAUGAUAAUACCAUUUAUCAUGAUGUAAUUUUGGAACGUAAUGAAGCGAGUGAACAAAUAAGUAAAACAAUAAUUGUGGAUAAAUCAAUUUAUGACUUAAACUUAUUACCACCUAAUUUUGGAGAUCAAAAUUCAGAGAGUAAUCUUAAAAAUAAAAAUAUAGAUGAUGCUAAUGAAUUAGAUAAUAUAAUAAAUAAAGUUGAUGAAACUGAAGAGGAAACCAAUGAAGUUGAAUCAAAUAUAAUUAUAUCAAGAUCACAACAAAUGUCUAAUGAUUUUAUUGGAAUUAUUUUAAAUGAUACAGAAUAUUUAUCAUUAUUGUCAAUAAAUAUAGAUAAUAUGACAACUAACAUCUCUGAUGAGGAAUUAAGUUUUGCUACAGCAACAGAAGGCUUUUCAACUAUAUCAAAAAAUUAUGAAGGGGUUGAAAAAGUUUUAAAAAGUAAUAUACAUGAUAAUAAUUCUCCAACAAAUAUUUCUACUAUAGAGACAGUUAACUUAUUAAUACCAGAAGAAAUAGAAGAUAAUAAAACUGUAUUACCAAAUCAAUUAAAUGAUAUAAAUAUUAAUCAAACACUUAAUUUAAAUCAUGAUGAUUUGUCAGAAUUAAAUAAAUCACAAGACCAUAUAGUUUUUUGUUCAAUAGUAUUAGAAAAAGAAAAAGAAUGUGAAAAGAGUAAUGAUUAUAUUAUAGGUAAAGAUUACAUAUCUUUUGAUAGUCCUUCUAUUCAUGAAGUUUCGGUAAUUGAAAUAAUAAAAAAUGAUGAGGCAAAUCAAUUAAUAGAAGAAUCAUUAUUAAAAAUAUCAGAAAUAAAUAAUAUAUCUAAUAUUACAAAUAUUAAUAUUGUACGCCCAGAAGAAAAAUAUGAAUACCUACUUAAUAUUAAUGAAAUAAUUAAUGAAAAAUGUGAUGGUACUUUUACAGGUAUACAAAUAUCAAAAAAAGAAAUUGAAAUAAAAGUAACUGAAAAAGAUAAUGAAAUUAAGGAAGAAAAAGAAGAAAUAAGUACAACUGUUCUUACAAUACAUAAACCUAGUGAGGAAUGUUUUCAUAAUGUUACAAUUAUACCUGAUAUUACAGCAUCAUCAAAUAUUAUUAAAUCAGAUGAUAAUAAUGAACAAAAUUAUAUUACAAAUACAAAAUACAUGGAAAUGAUUUUUAAAGAACAUGAGUAUGAUGAAAAAAUUAUAGAAAAUAAUGAUAAUAAGAAAUGUGGAACAUUUAAAAUCACCAAUACAUCAGUUUUAGCAGUAUUUUCCAAAUUACAAGAUUUUGAAAAUAGUGAAGAAAUAACAAUUAAACAAUUUGAAAAAGAAUCAACAUCUUUAAAUAAUGUAAAUCAAAUAAAUUUUAUAACUGUUGUUUUACCACAAAACUCAGGAAUUAUUAGUAAUGAUGAAAAUACUAAAUUUGUAUCAAACAUUGAUAAUAUAAUUAAGGAAGAAAACUUUAUAAUAGAUAUUAUUAAAAAGAAUGAUGCUUUUACAUAUGAAUUAAAUAUAAUAGAAAUUGAUCAAACAACAAUAAAGAUAGAAGCAACAGUUAAAUUUUCACAAUUAGAAGAAACAAACAUUACUUCUACAUAUGAUGAAUUUGUAAAUGUAGAGGAUAAUGAGAUAUGUGUCAUUGAGGUAUUAGAAGUUCCUGUUAAUUUAUCAAAAGUAAGUUAUAUUUGGAUGCAAAGUCAUUCUGAAAAUGAAGUUGGGGCAAAAGAUGUAUGGUUACAAAAGAAAAAUGUAUCUGAAAAUGAUUGUGUUGUUAAUACCUAUCAUUCAGAAGAGAUAUUUAAUGAAGUUUUAUCUAAUAUAAAUUUAAAACCUGAAAAAGUUGAUGUUAAUAUUGUUGAUGACAAUGAAGUAUCAUUAUCCUUAGGAUCAUCAAUUGAUAGUGUCACACAUCAAAGACCUGUAUUUUUAAGUUUAUUAAAAGAUUUGAAGAAAAAAGAAAAUGAAAAUGUAAAUUUAAAAGUAAUUUUUUCUGGAACUCCUUUACCUCAAAUUAUUUGGAAAUUUAAUAACAAAGAAAUUAAUGAAUUAGAUACAAAUAUAAAAAUUAUUUCUGAAGAUGGAAUUUCAAUUUUAUCAAUAAUAAAUUUAAAUAAAUUAAAUGAAGGAUAUUAUAAGGCAAUUGCCAUUAAUAAUCAUGGAAUAUCAGAGACAAAAUGUCAUUUAGAAGUAUCAGAUCAACAGAAUGGUGAAUAUUUAAUUUUAUUGAAAGAUUUUGAGUGUAAAGUAGAAAAAGCAAAUAAUAUACAAGAUAAAGGACAUUGGCAAUCGAAGAUUAUGUGUAAAGAAUAUGAUAAAUAUAAUUGUGUUAACAUUAAUAGAGAACAAAAAUAUCAAAUUAGUGAUACUAUAAAAUCUUUUAUUUUUGAUUUACCUACUUCAAAGGAAAAAGGUUUUUAUUUUAAUCCACUUAAAUUUUCAUCUACCAAAUAUUUAACUAAUAAUUUUGUAUCUAUUAAUUAUUUUUUAAAUAAUAAUAAUAAUUAUAUUUUUGAUGAAAAUUUUAUAUUAUUAAUGGAGUCUAUUAAUAUGGAUAAAGUAUCCUUUAAUGAAAAUAUAACAAAUAAAAACAAUAAUAAUAUUAAUUCUAAAUUAGAUAAAUUAGCCUCUAACAUGGAACAAAUAAUUAAAGUAACUAAAAAAUAUUUACCAAAUCGUUUAAUAAAUCAUAAAAGAAGUAGUUCACAGGGAAGUUAUAGUCAAAAAAAUGAUUCAAUUAAAGAAAAUAAAUAUGGAUUAAAAUUAUUUAAUAGAAUAAGAUCCUCCAGUACAUCACAAAAUAAUGAUGAUCAAAAAAAGAAUAAUGAUUUCUUUGAUAAUCAACAGGAAAAAGAAAUUAUUUUUGAUUUUGAUAUAACAAAUAGGUAUAGUGACUAUUUUACAGAAUGUACUUUUAUAAUGCCAAAAUGUUAUGAAACUCUUGAGGAAAAUUUUAAUUUAAAUGAUAUUAAAGAUGAAAAUGAAGAUGAUAAGAUAAAUUUAUGGAAAUUUAAAAAUAGUCCAAUAACAGAAUUUAUGAAAGCAUCAUUACAUGAAAAUGAAAAUUAUAGUUAUGAGACAGCUAUACCAUUAUUUCAAAAUAUAAUGGAUACCCAAACACAGCAUAAUUUUGAAGCUUCAUCUUCCUUCAACUCAACACCAUUUGAGGUAAAUUCAAUAUCACCUAUUAAUGACCUAAAAAAUGAUAAACGUGGUUCACUUGCUUCACAGGAGGUGGCACGUAUAAUGUCAUCAACAUCAAAUGAUGUCAUGAAUUCAAGAAAUAAAUUAUUUUCAUCAUAUAAUAAUAAGAUAAAUAUUAAAAAAAAUAAUUCUAUUGAUGAUAGAGUUGAUUCAAUUUGUGAAAAUCAAUCAUCACCAUAUUUUAUACCAUCAAUAAAUAAUAAAUAUGGUAGUAUAACUCUAGUAAGAGCAUCUCCAUUACAAUUACAAGGAAAUGAUAAUAUAAUAUGUGAUGAAAAUAUUGUUGAGGUGACAAAUGAAGUUGAACAGGAUUGGGUUGUAGAAAAAGAAGAUACUGCUGGAUUUACAGAAAUAAUUUUACCUGAUUUACCAAAACCACGAUCACCAAAACAUAGUCUUACAAGAAAAUUAAGAGAUACAUUAUCAAGUCCUCUUCAUAGAAUGUCAAAUCAAGUUAAAUCACAUUCAUUACCAAGGCAUCAUCUAAGUACUGUACCAAUAAAUACAUUAUUUAAAAGUGUUAAAAAAUCAUUAACAUCAUCAUCAAAAAUUAUGUUUAGAAAAGCAAAUGAUAAUUUUAAAAAUUUACGCCAUACCUCAUCAUCUCCAAAUAUGACAAAAAAAGAAUUAAAAGAAUUAGAAAAGGCAAUUGUUGAUAUGUCAUUGAAACUUGCCAAUAAUGAACCAGUAUCAAAAGUUCAUGCAAUGGUUAAAGAAGAAUUAGAAAAAGCACAAUUAGAAAGUGCAAUUUUAAAUAAAAUGAUGCCUUGUGAUGACAAAGUUUUAAAUGAUAUUGAUAAAGAUAAUACAUUUAAAAAUUUAGGUGAGGAUGAUUCAAUUAUUGAAAAUAUUUUGGGUGAAGAGUAUGUAAAUAAAAAUAUUGAAUCAAUUCAAGAUGAUAUUACUUUUAAAAUGAUUAAACCUAGUAAUAUUAAUAAUAAUUAUAAUGAUCUCAAACUUCCAAUUGAUGAAUUACAAAAUGGAUUAAAAAAUAUUCAAAGAAAUUUUAUUGAUAUAGAAGAAAAAGAAAUAAGAAAUGAAUUAAAAAAAUUAGCAAAAGACAUGGAACAUAAUAAAAAUGAAAUUGAAAAAACAGUUAAAUUAUCAAAAAUGUCAUUUUUACAGGAUAGAUCAAAUAAUUUAGCAAGAAUGACACCACUUAUAACUGUUGUUAAAGAUAAAUUAUGUAAUUUAGAAACUUCAGUUAACGAACGAAUAAUAUCAUCACAAAAAAUUGAUGACAUAGAAAAUACAUAUGAAAAAAGAAAUAUUAUUCAUACAUUACUUUUUAAAAUAAAUAAUGAAAUUCAAACAAUUUAUGAUUUGUGUAGGCAAAGAAAAGGAUAUGAUAAUAAUUUAGAAACUAUUGUUAAUGUUUUAAAUAAUGUUUGUGCUUAUAUUGAUGUUAUUAGAAGUAAAUUAGAUAUAAUUGAUAGUUUAGAAAAACAACAAAAACGUUACACAAUUAUGGUAGAUGAAAAAAAUGUGGAAAAAAAUAAAUUAAUUGAAACUUUAGAAAAAAAUUAUAAGAAGAAAAUUAAUGAAGAAAUGAAUUGUUUUAUUAGUAAUUAUGAUGAUUUAGGUACAGAAAAUAUUAAAGUUACUUGUAAAGUAGUUCGUGAAGAGGAACAUGAACAAAUAUUAAUUAUCCUUAAACCUAUACAUUUUAUUGAUAAAGAUGUUAUUUAUAAUUCUGAUGAUGUUGAUCAAUUUUAUGAGAUAAGUACAUUUGAUGAUCAAUCAUUAAUUAAUCAAGAAACAUUAUCAAUACAACAUAAUGUAACAAAAACUUCUCCAACAAAUGUAAAAGAUGUUAUUGAAGAAAAUAUUAAUAAUUCAACAUUAGAUAGUUUAAUUGAAUUAAAAAUUCAAGAAAAUAUACAAUUACCAUCUUCAUUAAUUAAUUAUUCUCCUAAUACAAGUACAUCAAAUGACAAAAUGAAUAAUAAUUUUGAAAUAGAAAAAAAUAAUGAUAUCAGUGUAUUUGUUGAUUUUAUCUCUCCAAAUAAAUCACCAAAUGCUAAUAUUAUAUGUAUUUUAGCAACUAAUGUACCAACACAAAAAAUUAGGCAAAAUUUAUUAGAUGAAAGGUGUUCUGUACAAUUAGUUGUUGAAGAAAGUGAAUAUGGUACUGAUACUGAAAUACAUGGAAAAAGAUUAUGGGAUAGAAAUUUAUUAAAUGAAAAUAUUAAAUCAAAUUUAAAAGGAAAUAAUAUUCAAAAAAAUUUAUCUUACAAAAAAUCAAAUGAAAUUUCUACAAUUAAAGAUAAAAAUCAAAAAUUAGAAAAAAUUAAUAGUGUUGAGUGUAAUACAGAUAACACUGAUGAUAAUGAAAUAAUUAUAAAUGAAAUUGAUGUUAAUGUAAAAUUAAGAAAAAAAAUACACUUAAAAACAUCUCCUAGUAAUGAUUCAUUGGCAUCCUUGGCAUUUUUUGAUAAUGGAUUGAUAGUAGUUAAAAAAAUUAAUGUGAAUUUAUAUGCUAAUGUAGUGGGUAAUUUUAUUGAAUUAGUAGAUAAGAUAUCAAAUAAUGUUGAUAUAUUAUUUAAUUUGGUAAAUGUACCAGUUACCAAUACUAAAAGUGUCAUAUUAAAUGAUUGUAAUUUAUCAAAAGUAAUAUAUGAACCUAAAAUGUUAAAAAAAAGUGAUGAAGAAGAAAAUUCAAUGUCUAUUGAUGAGGACUCUGAUUCAAUAUUUUCAAUUAAUCUUGCAAAAUUAAAUGUAUCAAUAGUUGCUAAGUCACUUAAUGACAUUUGUUAUUAUAAUAUUGAAGAAUUGGCAUUUUUUGAAUUAGAAUAUAAUAUUAUGUUAAAUGGUUCAUCAAAUAAUAAUAAUGAUAAUGAAAAUAAUAUUUUAUCAAAUUAUUUAGAUACAAAUAUUGAAAUUCAAGAAAAUAUACCUUUUAAUGUAUUAGUUACUGAAAAUAAUAUUAUAACAGAUGAUGGUACCUCAAAAUCAAUAUUAUCACAUUCAUCAUCAAUGAAAGAUUCAAAUAAAAGUUUAAUUAUUAGUAGAGAAGAAAGUCCAUUAAGUAAUGAAUUUACCAUACCAACAUAUAUAAUAAAAAAAGGUUCAACAGCAUCAAUAACUUGUGAAUUAAAUACAAAUUUUAGUAGAGAUGGUGAUGUUUCAUGGUUUAAAGGUAAAAAUAGAAUAUCAUAUGAAAAUGGAAGAAUUGAUAGAAUAUCUCAUGAUCUCUUAGAAGUUUUAAUUAUUAAUAAUGUUAAUGAAAAUGAUGCUGAUAUAUAUAGUUUAGAAGUAAUGAAUAAUAUUUAUCCAGUUGCAUAUCUUUCAAUUGAAGAUGGUAUGAGUGAUAGUAUAACUAAAAGUAUACCUAAAUUUAUUUCACCACCUCAAACACUUUUUGUUAUGGAGGGUCAAAAAGCAAUUAUAACAUGUCAAACUAAUAAAGAAGUACAUAAUUUAAUAUGGUAUAAAGAUAGGCAACCUCUUCAUAUGAGUGAUAAAAUUAAUUUUGAUAAUGAUAUUAAAAAUAAUAUUUAUAAAAUUAUUAUAAAUCAUACAAAUUUAUCAGAUCAGGGAACAUAUUAUGCAUGUUGUGGUGAAGAAACAACUUCAACAAAUUUGGUAAUUGAAGAAAUGAUUACAGAAAAAGAGAUAACUGUAUCAUCAACAGAUGAUGAAGAAAAUUUGGCUGAGUAUGUUGUUUCAUUAAACUCAACAGCUACCAUUGCAUGUGAAUUGGAGGAUGAUGAAUUUGUUCAAAAAUUUAUAUGGAAAAAAAAUGGUAAAGAUAUAUUUUUAGGAAAUGAAAAUAAAAUUGAACAUGUAAUUAAUAAUAAAAAACAUUAUCUUAUUAUUCAUAAUACAGAAGAAAGUGAUUCUGGAGUAUAUAGUGUUGAUAUUGAUGGAAAUCAAUUUAUGGUUGCUAAUAUUGUUGUAACAGAAUUUGAUGGAGAAAAUGAAUUAAGAAAUUACUCUAAGAAAAAAAGAAUAUCUUCUCAUAGUUUAACAAGAAAAAGUAUCAUUGAAGAGAGUGACAAUGAAGAUAAUGAAUCAAUAGUACCAUUAAAAAAUUUAUGUAAAGAAAAUAAUGUUGAUAACAAUUUUAAUAAAGUUCCUAACAGCUCUUGGGUAAAUACACAAAAUAAAAGUAUAAUCAAAGAUAAUACUAGUCAGAAAACUGAACAGGAUCAACUUUUACAUCAAAUGGAUAGUGUUGAAAUCAAUGAUUUUAACACUGAACUGGCAAAAGAUAUAACAUUAUUAGAAAGUAAUAUAACUAUAAAUGUUAAAAUUUCAAAACUUGAACAAGAAGAAGAAUAUUGUCAUAUUAAUUUUGUAUAUCCAGAAGAAUUUACUUAUCAUUCAAAGAAUACUUCUAUUUCCCUUACAAUAAAAAGUAUUAGAGAAGAGGUAAUUAGUGAUUCUGAUGAGACAACGAUUACAGAAUCAUUGUCAAAUACUUCUUACAAACAAUUAAAUGUAAAAAGUAUGGAUUUAGAUAAAGAAAAAAAGAAUAAUGAUUUUCCAAGUACUAUUUUAGAGGAAUAUGAAUAUGUUAGUGUUGAUGCAACACAAUUAACCGAUAAUCAAAAUUCUUCCCUUAAUACAUAUUAUUCUUUUGCUGAAAAUACCCAAGAAUUGUUGAAUGAUGAUAUUAUUGAAAUAGAUAAUCAAAGAAGAUCUUCUACCACAUUAACAGAAAGAAGUACUUUAUCUUCAAUUAGUAGUUUAGAAUGUAUAAAUAAUUUUGAAAGUUGUUAUUUUCAAGAUAUUUUACCAAAUAUUGUUGAUAUUCAUUUUCACAAUCCAUAUGAAGCAUUAAAUACUGAAAUUAUUGUUGAUACAACAAGAAAUAUUCAAUUAGAAUGUUCUUUAAAAACAAAAAAUUUAUUAAAAGAUUCAUCUCAAGAAUCUUUUUCAAAUGUUUCUGAAAUACAACAAUUUUUUGAUAUGAAAUUUAUUCAACAAAAAUUAAGUACUAGUUAUACUAUUUUUGAUAGACUAGUUGAAGAUGAUGAAAUAUCUGUUAAAACAACAUCAGAUGCAAUGUUAUUUUUUGAUUCACUUUCAAGUAUUUCAACAAGUACAGCAUACAAUACACCAAAAUUUUUAAAAAAUCUAUUUCCUAAAAGUAUUGUAUAUGAAAAUGAAGCAGCUAUUUUUAGGGUAUCAUUUUCAGGUAUACCAUUACCUAAUGCAAAAUGGUAUUGCAAUGGAAAUAUUCUUUUAAAUAAUAGUUUUUGCACAAUUUUAUGUGAAGAUGGAGUUUCAUUACUACGCAUUAGUGAUUGUAAUUUUCUUAAUAAUGAUGAUUAUAUAACUUGUCAAAUUGAUAAUGCAGCAGGCUCAGAAUAUACCGAGACAAAGAUAAAAAUAUUAAAAAACGAAACAAAUAUUUGCAAUAUUAAUUUAAAAAAUAUUGAUAAUUAUCAGGAUACUACAAUUAUUAUGACAUUAAAUGACAAAAUUAAUUUAACAAAAUAUAUUAAUAAAUCUUUGUUCUCUGAAUCAGAAAAAAUUUAUGAAGUAGAUAAUAUAUAUUAUAAUAAAUUAGAGGAUGAUGAAACAUCAAUGAAUUUUAAUUUUGAGGAACCUAAAUUUAUAAAAAAAUUACCAAAACAAAUAUAUUCUAUGGAAAAUGAAAAUAUAUAUUUGAAAUGUAUUUACAAAGGUUUUCCAGAACCUGUUGUAAUAUGGAAAAAAAAUAAUUAUUUAUUAGGAAAUAAUGAUAAAAUAAAUAUUAUUUCUGAAGAUGGAAUUACAAUUUUGAAACUUUAUAAUUUAACAGAAUAUGAUUGUGGUAUAUAUGAAUGCCAAAUUAAAAAUGGAUUAGGAAUGGUAAAAUGUCAGUGUAAUGUUAUCAUUGAAAAAAAUUAUAAAAAUAUAUCAACUAUUGUAAUUGAAGUUCGUUGUUGUAAAGAACCUCAAGAAGCAUAUCUUGGAAUUUUGGUGGAUGAAAAAUUAUUAAACGAAACAAUUAAGUCAACCACAACGAAAAGAAAUUUUGUUGAUCAUCGUUUUUCUGAGACUACAUUGACAGAUCAAGAAGAUUCUCAUACUAAUCAAAUAUUAGCUGAAUCUUCUGACGACUGUAAUGACGAAGCAUCCCCAAUAUUUAUAAAAAAAUUACCAAAAAUGAAAGAAAUAGAAAAAGGCGACAGUAUUGACUUUAAAGUUCUCUUUAUUGGAGAACCAAUUCCAGAUAUAAAAUGGGAAUUUGACUCAGAUGCCAUUCAAGGAGAUAUCACAAAGACUAUUGAAGAUGGUGUUGCUGUUUUUAAAGCUACCAAUGUUCUUUCAGAUUUAACAUUAACAUGUAUUGCGAAAAAUCGAAACGGAACUGAAAAAUGUUUUUGUAAAAUUGUUUUGAAACCAGGGCCAGAUGGAAAAACAAUUGAGAUGACUAAAAUAAAAAGUGAAGACGAUUUUUCAGAGUGUAGUAAUACUACAAACCAUGACGAAAAAAGUAAUUCUAAAAAUGAUAUUACUAAAAAUGAACCUGAAUUGGAUUUUGAAAAGAUUGACUUUGUUGAAAAUGAUACAUGUGAGUCAAAAGACAAUAUUGAAGAAAAAAAUGAAAUUUUUGAGGAUAAUUAUUAUGAAAAAUUAACGAAAAUAUUACAAAUCAAUCCAGAUAUUGAUAAUCUUAUUAAUGAAGUGACAGAAAAUAUAUUUUUAUCUGUUACUGAUGAGGUAAAAAAUGUUAUUAAAGAUAAAAAAAUAAAUACAUUUGAUAAAAGUAGUGAAGAUUUUUAUAAUAACAAAAUUGUUUCAAAUUCACCAUCCUGUGAAAAUUUAUUAUACACAAAAAGUGAUGAAUUUAAUACAAAUGAAUUGUCUGAUGAUAUGAUUAAAAAAAAAGAAAUAUUAUCCUCCGAAUUAUUUACUAACAUUCCUACACAUGAUUAUCAAAAUAAUCAAGGUAUAGAACAAGAGGAAAUUAAUAAAACCAAUAUAGAAAUUGAAAAGAUGGGAGAGUUAAGUGAAGAUGACUUUGAUAUCAUUGAUAUAGAAGAUUAUAAAGAUAAUAUAAAAACAUCAAAAGAUUUAUGUACUAAUGAUAACAUAGUCACAACUACUUUAGACAUUCAAAAUGAAAAAAAUACCAUAAAUGAUAUUAAUAUAAAUGAUAAUAUUGUUAAUAAUCAACAAAAAAUUAAAAAUGAAUUGGAAGAAAAUAUGAUAAAAGUUGAUUUAGAUACUCAAGAUUUACAAUUAUCAAAAAUAAAUGAAAAAAUUGAAGAAAUAUUAGAUAAAAGUAGUGAUUUUGAAAAUGUUAAUUAUAUUAACAAUAUUAUAAAUGACAAAGAUGAAAAUAUAAUUACAAAAGAUAUUAAUCCGCAACUUGAUAAUAUUGAAAAAGAAUCAAACUUUAUUGAAAUAUUAACAGAUGCCACAGAUAAUUUAGUUUUGAAUAUUGUGCAAAAUGUUUUUGAUGAAUUUGAAUUUGUCAAUAAAUCUAAUAUGCAAAAUUUACCAAAUAUUUGCCUACAAAAGGACAAGAAUAUUGACAAAAUUCAUAUUGACCAAAUCCAGGACAAAGGAGCAGCCAAGAAUGCAGCAGUUAACAGUGUGGUGGACAGCAAUGGAGAGGACAUCAGCAAAAUUGGCAACAUUGAAGCGGAUAUCAAUGGAAUAGAGAGCAAUGUAGCAGACAAGAAUGAAGUGGCUAACAAUGGAACUGACAUGAAUGGAACGGGCUUUGAUACAGAAUACAAUACUUUACCAAAGAACAAUGCUGUUGAAACAAAAGACAAUGUAGAAGUAGAAAAUGGAGAUUUAGUGGAAGAAAUUUCUACAGUUUUGAAUCCACAAAAUAAAUCUUCUUUUAUCAAUGAUAAAAUUGAGGAAGACAAAUCUAAGAAAAUACCAAGAGACUCAAAAGAAGAAGAAAAUAUUUUUAACAAUAUAAAUAACAAUUUAAUUGAAGAAAAUCAUGUCAUAAAUGAUAUUAAUUUAGAAAUAGAUUCAAGUGAUAUAAAUGAAGAAAAUGUGGCAAACAAUGUAACAGUUUUCAAACCCAAUGAUACUCGUAAUUUGAAUGUUGAAGUUUUAUAUGAAGAGUAUGAUGAAUGCCAAGAAACAUUUAAAAUGAAAAGAAAGGGUAAGAAGCAUUCGAAAAAAGUAGUUGAAAAAGGAAAUAAAGAAUUCAGUACGAAAAGUGGGAAAAUGGAAGAUGCAAUUACAGAUAAGAAUAUUAAAGUGUUAAACAAAAGUAAGGAUACGUCAAUUGAAGUUGAUGUUGUUGAUAAACAAAUAGAUGACUUAGAAAAAGAUAUAACAAAGAUAGAAAGUGUUUCAAAUUGUAAUAUUCAAAUUUCAAUAAACAAAGAGAUUCAAAAUGAAAUUGUCAAUGUUGAAGUUACUCAAGAAGAAUAUGAAGAAAUUAAUCAUGAUGAUAGUUUAAUCAAUAUUCAAUUUAAUGUAGAAAAUGAUCAAGAAGCAGAAAUUAUCAAAGUAGAAGUAAUAUAUGAGGAAUAUGAAAACGUUACUUCAAAUAUUGAGGAACAAAUAAUAAUUGAUAAAAUAAAGUCAGCUAAUAUAGUAGAGGACAAGAGUACAGAAGAGGAGAAAAGAAUAAAUGAAAAAUCAAAAGAAGAUGGUAACAAAGAUGUAAACGGACAACAGAAAGCUAUUACAGACGUUGAAACAAAUGUAGUUAUAGAUAAAAAAUCACUUUGUGAUAUAUUAAAUGUGGAAGUCUUGUACGAGGAAUAUGACAUAUGCUCAGAAAAAAUAAAAGAAAAUAAAAUAAGGAAUAAAAACAAAGAAGAAGACAAGUUAAACGACGGGGAUAUAGAUAUAACGAAAAAAAGAAUGGAACAAAUUGUUUCAGUUGAUGACAAGGAGCUUAUAGAAAAAAAAUUACAUAUGGAAAAUGAAAAGAAGGAAAAAGAUAACAAAGAAACUUUAAUUAAUGUUGAAGAAACAUCUGAAACAACUACAGUUAUGAACAAAAAAGAUCUAAACAAAACAUCAACUUCUUCAUUUAAUGAAGAGAAUCAUGAAUCACAAACUAUUAUACAAACAAAAAUGUUGCCAGAGAAAAUAGCAAUAUCAAAAGAAGAAAAUAAAAAGGAAGAAACAUUAACAGCACUAACAGAAGAAAAAAAGCAAGAAGAAUUGAAUCAAAUAAUUGAUGAAAAAAUAUUAGAAGUUCCAAACGUCGCUGUUAGUGAAAUUACAACAGAAAAGUCAAAAAGUUCAACAGAUGAACAAAAGAAUGAAGUAAUUAAAAUACCAGUAGAGGAGAAGAAGGAAAAAGUUACAACGCUUUAUGCUGGAGAAGAUUCAAUAAUAGAAAUAAAUAUUAGAGAUAAAACUGUUCUUAAAUCAACAGUCACGACAGAUAAACCAAUUCAAGUAAAGUGGUUAUUCAAUGGAAAAGAAAUUUCCAAGUUUAAAUAUAAAGUUCAUAAAAAUACAUCUGAAUUACCAAUAGUUUUAUCAACUGAUAAAGACUUUGGAGAAUAUAAAGUUGUCUUUACUUCUGGAAAAGAUUCUGUUGAACAGAAAUUUAACAUAAGAAUGACUCCACAAGAAAAGAAAGUAGAUGAAAAAAACAAACCAGAACAACCAAAAGUAUUAAUUGAAGAAAAAAAAACAGAUAAACCAAUGAUUCUGGAUGAAGAGAAAAAGACAGAUGAUAAACUAGCACCAAUUGAAGAAAUCAAACCAGUGGAAUCUAUACCACAAGUUGAUGAAAUCAAAUCAGAGGAGAUUAUCACAACCAAAGAGGAAGAAAAGCCAACAGAAUCAAAAGAUGUGAUUAAAGAAAAGAAAUCCGAAGAACUAUUGACUCCUGUUGAAGAAAAGAAGUCUGAAGAACAAUUGAAACCAAAUGAAGAAAUCGAACCAGUGGAAUCUUUACCACUAGUUGAUGUAUUGAAGUCAGAGGAGAUUAUCACAACCAAGGAGGAAGAAAAGCAAACAGAAUCAAAAGAUGCGAUUGAGGAAAAGAAAUCCGAAGAAAUAUUGACUCCUGUUGAAGAAAAGAAGUCUGAAGAACAAUUGAAAUCAAUUGAAGAAAUUAAACCAGUGGAAUCUACACCACAAGUUGAUGAAAUCAAAUCAGAGGAGAUUAUCAAAACUAAAGAGGAAGAAAAGCCAACAGAAUCAAAAGAUGUGAUUAAAGAAAAGAAAUCCGAAGAACUAUUGACUCCUGUUGAAGAAAAGAAGUCUGAAGAACAAUUGAAGCCAGUUGAAGAAAUCAAACCGGUAGAAUCUACACCACAAGUUGAUGAAAUCAAAUCAGAAGAGAUUAUCACGGCCAAAGAGGAAGAAAAGCCAACAGAAUCAAAAGAUGGGAUUGAACAAAAGAUAUCUAAAGAAUUAAUGAUUCCUGUUGAAGAAAUUAAACCAGUGGAAUCUACACCACAAGUUAAUGAAAUCAAAUCGGACGAGAUUAUCACAACCAAAGAGGAAGAAAAACCAACAGAAUCAAAAGAUGUGAUUAAAGAAAAGAAAUCCGAAGAACUAUUGAUUUCUGUUGAAGAAAAGAAGUCUGAAGAACAAUUGAAGCCAGUUGAAGAAAUUAAACCAGUGGAAUUAACACCACAAGUUGAUGAAAACAAAUCAGAAGAGAUUAUCACGGCCAAAGAGGAAGAAAAGCCAACAGAAUCAAAAGAUGGGAUUGAACAAAAGAUAUCUAAAGAAUUAAUGAUUCCUGUUGAAGAAAUUAAACCAGUGGAAUCUACACCACAAGUUAAUGAAAUCAAAUCGGACGAGAUUAUCACAACCAAAGAGGAAGAAAAACCAACAGAAUCAAAAGAUGUGAUUAAAGAAAAGAAAUCCGAAGAACUAUUGAUUUCUGUUGAAGAAAAGAAGUCUGAAGAACAAUUGAAGCCAGUUGAAGAAAUCAAACCGGUAGAAUCUAUACCACAAGUUGAUGAAAUCAAAUCAGAAGAGAUUAUCACGGCCAAAGAGGAAGAAAAGCCAAUAGAAUCAAAAGAUGUAAUUGAAGAAAAGAAAUCCGAAGAACUAUUGAUUCCUGUUGAAGAAAAGAAGUCUGAGGAACAAUUGAAACCAGUGGAAUCUACACCACAAGUUGAUGAAAUCAAAUCAGAGGAGAUUAUCACAACCAAAGAGGAAGAAAAGCCAACAGAAUCAAAAGAUGGGAUUGAACAAAAGAUAUCUAAAGAAUUAAUGAUUCCUGUUGAAGAAAUUAAACCAGUGGAAUCUACAGCACAAGUUAAUGAAAUCAAAUCGGACGAGAUUAUCACAACCAAAGAGGAAGAAAAGCCAACAGAAUCAAAAGAUGUGAUUGAGGAAAAGAAAUCCGACAAACUAUUAACUAGUGUUGAAGAAAAGAAGCCUGAAGAACAAUUGAAACCAGUUGAAGAAAUUAAACCAGUGGAAUCUACACCACAAGUUGAUGAAAUCAAAUCAGAGGAGAUUAUCACAACCAAAGAGGAAGAAAAGCCAACAGAAUCAAAAGAUGUGAUUAAAGAAAAGAAAUCCGAAGAACUAUUGACUCCUGUUGAAGAAAAGAAGUCUGAAGAAAAAUUGAAACCAGUUGAAGAAAUUAAACCAGUGGAAUUAACACCACAAGUUGAUGAAAACAAAUCAGAAGAGAUUAUCACGGCCAAAGAGGAAGAAAAGCCAACAGAAUCAAAAGAUGGGAUUGAACAAAAGAUAUCUAAAGAAUUAAUGAUUCCUGUUGAAGAAAUUAAACCAGUGGAAUCUACACCACAAGUUAAUGAAAUCAAAUCGGACGAGAUUAUCACAACCAAAGAGGAAGAAAAGCCAACAGAAUCAAAAGAUGUGAUUGAGGAAAAGAAAUCCGACAAACUAUUAACUAGUGUUGAAGAAAAGAAGCCUGAAGAACAAUUGAAACCAGUUGAAGAAAUUAAACCAGUGGAAUCUACUCCACAAGUUGAUGAAAUCAAAUCAGAGGAGAUUAUCACAACCAAAGAGGAAGAAAAGCCAACAGAAUCAAAAGAUGUGAUUAAAGAAAAGAAAUCCGAAGAACUAUUGACUCCUGUUGAAGAAAAGAAGUCUGAAGAAAAAUUGAAACCAGUUGAAGAAAUUAAACCAGUGGAAUUAACACCACAAGUUGAUGAAAACAAAUCAGAAGAGAUUAUCACGGCCAAAGAGGAAGAAAAGCCAACAGAAUCAAAAGAUGGGAUUGAACAAAAGAUAUCUAAAGAAUUAAUGAUUCCUGUUGAAGAAAUUAAACCAGUGGAAUCUACACCACAAGUUAAUGAAAUCAAAUCGGACGAGAUUAUCACAACCAAAGAGGAAGAAAAACCAACAGAAUCAAAAGAUGUGAUUAAAGAAAAGAAAUCCGAAGAACUAUUGAUUUCUGUUGAAGAAAAGAAGUCUGAAGAACAAUUGAAGCCAGUUGAAGAAAUCAAACCGGUAGAAUCUAUACCACAAGUUGAUGAAAUCAAAUCAGAAGAGAUUAUCACGGCCAAAGAGGAAGAAAAGCCAAUAGAAUCAAAAGAUGUAAUUGAAGAAAAGAAAUCCGAAGAACUAUUGAUUCCUGUUGAAGAAAAGAAGUCUGAGGAACAAUUGAAACCAGUGGAAUCUACACCACAAGUUGAUGAAAUCAAAUCAGAGGAGAUUAUCACAACCAAAGAGGAAGAAAAACCAACAGAAUCAAAAGAUGUGAUUGAAGAAAAGAAAUCCGAAGAACUAAUGGUUCCAGUUGAAGAAAAGAAGUCUGAAGAACGAUUGAAACCAGUGGAAUCUACACCACAAGUUGAUGAAAUCAAAUCAGAGGAGAUUAUCACAACCAAAGAGGAGGAAAAGCCAACAGAAUCAAAAGGUGCAAUUGAGGAAAAGAAAUCCGACGAACUAUUGACACCUGUUGAAGAAAAGAAGUCUGAAGAACCUAAAGCUCCAGUUGAAGCUAAGAAAGUAGAGGAAACUAAACCACCAGUUGAUGAAAAGAAAAAGGUUGAAGAAAAGAAGGUUGAAGAACCAACACUUUCUAUUGGAGAAGAUUCAGUAAUUGAUUUGAAUGUUGGAGAUAAAACUCUUCUUAAAUCAACUGUCAAGAGUGAUAAACCUGUUCAAGUCAAAUGGUUCUUUAAUGGAAAAGAAGUUUCUAAAUUUAAAUAUAAAGUUGUUGGAAAUACAACUGAAUUACCUAUUGUUUUAUCAACUGAUAAAGACUUUGGAGAAUACAAAGUUGUUUUUACUUCUGGAAAAGAUUCUGUUGAACAGAAAUUUAAUAUUAAAUUAAUACCACAGAAGAAGGAAAUUGUUGAAGAGAAGAAGGUUGAAGAACCUAAAGCUUCAAUUGAAGCUAAGAAAGCAGAAGAAACUAAACCUCCAGUUGAUGAAAAGAAAAAGGUUGAAGAGAAGAAGGUUGAAGAACCUAAAGCUCCAGUUGAAGCUAAGAAAGUAGAAGAAACUAAACCUCCAGUUGAUGAAAAGAAAAAGGUUGAAGAGAAGAAGGUUGAAGAACCUAAAGCUCCAGUUGAAGCUAAGAAAAUAGAAGAAACUAAACCUCCAGUAGAUGAAAAGAAAAAGGUUGAAGAGAAGAAGGUUGAGGAAUCUAAAGCUCCAGUUGAAGCUAAGAAAGCAGAAGAAACUAAACCUCCAGUAGAUGAAAAGAAAAAGGUUGAAGAGAAGAAGGUUGAAGAACCUAAAGCUCCAGUUGAAGCUAAGAAAGCAGAAGAAACUAAACCUCCAGUAGAAGAAAAGAAAAAGGUUGAAGAGAAGAAGGUUGAAGAACCUAAAGCUCCAGUUGAAGCUAAGAAAGCAGAAGAAACUAAACCUCCAGUUGAUGAAAAGAAAAAGAUUGAAGAAAAGAAGGUUGAAGAACCAACACUUUCUAUUGGAGAAGAUUCAGUAAUAGACUUGAAUGUUGGAGAUAAAACUAUUCUUAAAUCUACUGUCAAGAGUGAUAAACCUGUUCAAGUCAAAUGGUUCUUUAAUGGAAAAGAAGUUUCUAAAUUUAAAUAUAAAGUUGUUGGAAAUACAACUGAAUUACCCAUUGUUUUAUCAACUGAUAAAGACUUUGGAGAAUACAAAGUUGUUUUUACUUCUGGAAAAGAUUCUGUUGAACAGAAAUUUAAUAUUAAAUUAAUACCACAAAAGAAGGAAAUUGUUGAAGAGAAGAAGGUUGAGGAAUCUAAAGCUCCAGUUGAAACUAAAAAAGUAGAAGAAAUUAAACCUCAAGUAGAUGAAAAGAAAAAGGUUGAAGAGAAGAAGGUUGAAGAACCUAAAGCUCCAGUUGAAGCUAAGAAAGCAGAAGAAACUAAACCUCCAGUAGAAGAAAAGAAAAAGGUUGAAGAGAAGAAGGUUGAGGAACCUAAAGCUCCAGUUGAAGCUAAGAAAGCAGAAGAAACUAAACCUCCAGUUGAUGAAAAGAAAAAGGUUGAAGAGAAGAAGGUUGAGGAACCUAAAGCUCCAGUUGAAGCUAAGAAAGCAGAAGAAACUAAACCUCCAGUAGAUGAAAAGAAAAAGGUUGAAGAGAAGAAGGUUGAGGAACCAACACUUUCUAUAGGAGAAGAUUCAGUAAUAGACUUGAAUGUUGGAGAUAAAACUAUUCUUAAAUCAACUGUCAAGUCUGAUAAACCUGCUCAAGUCAAGUGGUUCUUUAAUGGAAAAGAAGUUUCUAAGUUUAAAUAUAAAGUUGUUGGAAAUACAACUGAAUUACCCAUUGUUUUAUCAACUGAUAAAGACUUUGGAGAAUACAAAGUUGUCUUUACUUCUGGAAAAGAUUCUGUUGAACAGAAAUUUAAUAUUAAAUUAAUACCACAAAAGAAGGAAAUUGUUGAAGAGAAGAAGGUUGAGGAAUCUAAAGCUCCAGUUGAAGCUAAGAAAGCAGAAGAAACUAAACCUCCAGUUGAUGAAAAGAAAAAGGUUGAAGAGAAGAAGGUUGAAGAACCUAAAGCUCCAGUUGAAGCUAAGAAAGCAGAAGAAACUAAACCUCCAGUUGAUGAAAAGAAAAAGGUUGAAGAGAAGAAGGUUGAGGAACCUAAAGCUCCAGUUGAAGCUAAGAAAGCAGAAGAAACUAAACCUCCAGUAGAAGAAAAGAAAAAGGUUGAAGAGAAGAAGGUUGAGGAACCUAAAGCUCCAGUUGAAGCUAAGAAAGCAGAAGAAACUAAACCUCCAGUAGAUGAAAAGAAAAAGGUUGAAGAGAAGAAGGUUGAGGAACCAACACUUUCUAUAGGAGAAGAUUCAGUAAUAGACUUGAAUGUUGGAGAUAAAACUAUUCUUAAAUCAACUGUCAAGUCUGAUAAACCUGCUCAAGUCAAAUGGUUCUUUAAUGGAAAAGAAGUUUCUAAGUUUAAAUAUAAAGUUGUUGGAAAUACAACUGAAUUACCCAUUGUUUUAUCAACUGAUAAAGACUUUGGAGAAUACAAAGUUGUUUUUACUUCUGGAAAAGAUUCUGUUGAACAGAAAUUUAAUAUUAAAUUAAUACCACAAAAGAAGGAAAUUGUUGAAGAGAAGAAGGUUGAGGAAUCUAAAGCUCCAGUUGAAGCUAAGAAAGCAGAAGAAACUAAACCUCCAGUUGAUGAAAAGAAAAAGGUUGAAGAGAAGAAGGUUGAGGAACCUAAAGCUCCAGUUGAAGCUAAGAAAGCAGAAGAAACUAAACCUCCAGUAGAUGAAAAGAAAAAGGUUGAAGAGAAGAAGGUUGAGGAACCUAAAGCUCCAGUUGAAGCUAAGAAAGUAGAAGAAACUAAACCACCAGUUGAUGAAAAGAAAAAGGUUGAAGAGAAGAAAGUUGAGGAACCAACACUUUCUAUUGGAGAAGAUUCAGUAAUAGACUUGAAUGUUGGAGAUAAAACUAUUCUUAAAUCUACUGUCAAGAGUGAUAAACCUGUUCAAGUCAAAUGGUUCUUUAAUGGAAAAGAAGUUUCUAAAUUUAAAUAUAAAGUUGUUGGAAAUACAACUGAAUUACCCAUUGUUUUAUCAACUGAUAAAGACUUUGGAGAAUACAAAGUUGUCUUUACUUCUGGAAAAGAUUCUGUUGAACAGAAAUUUAAUAUUAAAUUAAUACCACAAAAGAAGGAAAUUGUUGAAGAAAAGAAGGUUGAAGAACCUAAGGCUCCAGUUGAAGCUAAGAAAGCAGAAGAAACUAAAGCUCCAGUUGAUGAAAAGAAAAAGGUUGAAGAGAAGAAGGUUGAGGAACCUAAAGCUCCAGUUGAAGCUAAGAAAGCAGAAGAAACUAAACCUCCAGUAGAUGAAAAGAAAAAGGUUGAAGAGAAGAAGGUUGAGGAACCAACACUUUCUAUAGGAGAAGAUUCAAUAAUAGACUUGAAUGUUGGAGAUAAAACUAUUCUUAAAUCUACUGUCAUGAGUGAUAAACCUGUUCAAGUCAAAUGGUUCUUUAAUGGAAAGGAAGUUUCUAAAUAUAAAUAUAAAGUUGUUGGAAAUACAACUGAAUUGCCCAUUGUUUUAUCAACUGAUAAAGACUUUGGAGAAUACAAAGUUGUCUUUACUUCUGGAAAAGAUUCUGUUGAACAGAAAUUUAAUAUUAAAUUAAUACCACAAAAGAAGGAAAUUGUUGAAGAAAAGAAGGUUGAAGAACCUAAGGCUCCAGUUGAAGCUAAGAAAGCAGAAGAAACUAAAGCUCCAGUUGAUGAAAAGAAAAAGGUUGAAAAACCUAAAGCUCCAGUUGAAGCUAAGAAAGCAGAAGAAACUAAAUCACCAGUAGAUGAAAAGAAAAAGAUUGAAGAAAAGAAGGUUGAGGAACCGACACUUUCUAUUGGAGAAGAUUCAGUAAUAGACUUGAAUGUUGGAGAUAAAACUAUUCUUAAAUCUACUGUCAUGAGUGAUAAACCUAUUCAAGUCAAAUGGUUCUUUAAUGGAAAAGAAGUUUCUAAAUUUAAAUAUAAACUUGUUGGAAAUACAACUGAAUUACCAAUUGUAUUAUCAACUGAUAAAGAAUUUGGGGAAUAUAAAGUUGUCUUUACUUCAGGAAAAGAUUCUGUUGAACAGAAAUUUAAUAUUAAAUUAAUACCACAAAAGAAGGAAAUUGCAGAUGAAACAAACAGUUUAAAUGAUAAUGAAAUUUUACCUUAUGACAAGAAAUAUGAUACUGAAUUUGAUGAAUUUGUAGACAAAAAAUCUGUCGUUUCAUCUAUUGAUUUGAAACAAAAUGUUUCAAAAGAUAAUGAUUUUAACGACAAUACAUCUUUUAAGAAAUCAAAAAAUAAACUUCUUAAAUCUACUUCUGUUACUGAAGAAAAUGAUCAUUCCUCUUUUGAUUUCUUUGCUGACAUAGAAAUUGAUAAUGGUGAAGAAUAUUCUGAAACUGAAGCUGUUGUUGUUUUGGCAGAGUAUAUUAUAUUUAAGGAACCUAAUUUAGAUGUGUUUAUUGAAGAAGAAGGAUUUGUUUUGAUUGAAACCGAUACAAUGGAUAUUGACGUUACUGUUGUUGAAGAAUUUGAUGACAGUGAAAUUCUUGCUAUUAUUCCAGAUUCUCCCUUGACAUCUUCAAUAUCGGAAUCAUUCACACUUGAUAAAGAAAUUGAAGUACCAGAUAAAAAGAAGAAAAAGAAAGAUGUAAAAUCUAAAAAAUCUAAAAAAAUUGUGGAUAAAGAGAUAUUUGAUAAUGAUAGUGAUUCUGCUAUCACAUCACCUAUUUCAAAUUCUACAUCAAAUCUGGAUCAAAGUGAUAUAUUCUCAAUAUCAGAAACAUUACUUAAUGUAUCAGUUGUUAAAAAAUAUGAUAAAGAUGAGUUAGUGGUAAGUUCAUAUAAUGAACAUGAAAAAUUAUUAGAAAAAAAUGAAAAAUCACAAAAGAUUAAAAAGAAGUCAAAAAAGAAGACAUGUAUUAAUAAUGAUAUGACGAUUGAAGAAACUUCUAAAAUUAUGGAACCACUUGAAAAUCAAAAAUCAACAUCAAAAGAAGAUUCUAUUUAUUUUCCAGAUAAAUCAUCAACAGCGAAGUGUUUAAAAAAUAACAAAACAAAGGAAGAUUUUGUUAGUAAAAAGAAAAAAUUAGUGGAAACAAAAAUUUCAAAAGAAAAAUGUGUAUCAAAUAAAGAAAAAAAUGAAACAUCUUUGUAUAAUGAUACAAAUGAAAAAUGUACACUUGAUGAGACAAGUAAAUCUAUUGUGAAGGAUAGUAUUUCUCAAGAUGAAAUUACAAAGGAAUUUGUAAUUAGAAAUAAAAUUUUUGAUAGCCAAACAAUAAUGAGAACAAUUGAUGAAUGUAUAUCUAAUGAAAAAACUAUAAUAAAUUUGUCGCCUAUUGCAAAAGUAAAUAAUUACUCUAAUGGACGUAGUAUUCCUUCUGUAAUAGAAUCUACUAAUGAAUAUAAUAUACAAAUUAAUGAUUUUGACAAUAGUAAGCAACUCGUAGUAACUGACAAAGACAAUUCAUCUAUUGAAGAAUUUCAAAAAUGUGCCAUAAAUAAAAAUGAUUCCAAUACAUUUACUAAUAAUUUCCAAGAAAGUGAUAAUAAUGAAGUAUCAUUCGAUAAAACAGCAAAAAAAGUUAAAGCACCUCUUAAAUCAUUAAUUAAAAAGAAAGAAAUUUCAGUUAGUCAGAGCUUUAAUCUUUGUAAUACCCCACCUUCAAAAAUACCAUCUAAAUGUAGUAUUGAGGUAAAUCUUUUUGAAAAGACCAAAGAAAGUAUAAAUUAUAGUAUGGAUAUUAUUGAAAAUAAAAGUAUUAGUAAAACUGAUACUUGUAAGAAGAAUAAAAAAAGUUCCACUACCAAAAAUAAUAAAUUAAAUGAAAAAAAUUUAUCAAAAGAUAUUAAUGACCAAAAGUGCUUUGAUUUAGAAAAGAUUGAUUUUGAUAAACAAAGUACUACUAAACAUAAAGAGGUAAAAGACAAAAAUAUAAUACCAAAUGAAAAUGAAAUAAAACAAUUGAUUGGUGAUCAUUUUCAAUCAACUUCUGAAAAUAAGUUAGAUGGAAAUAAUUUACCUGAAAUCAAAGAGAAAAUUAUUUCAAAAAUUGAUGAAAACACUGAUACAAUUGAAGUUCUUAACACAUUAAAAAACUUAAAACAAGCCAAAAUUAAUGUUAAUUCAAAACCAUUUAAAAAUAUUAAACAACUUGCUGAAAAUAAAAUAAAUAUAGUAGAGUUAGAAGAAGUGGUUAAAUCUAUUAAUUUAGUAAAAACUGAAGAAUUAGAUGAAACUGCUAUUACCAUUAACAUUAAAAAUAAUGAAAUUAAUCUGGAACCAACUAUUUCAGCAGCAUUAGUAAAGAUUUGUGAUUUCAAAAAUGGAAGUAUAAAUAAAACACAAGAUGUAAUAAGUGGAAUUAUGGAAAGUGAAAAAGAAACUAAUUAUUGUCAAAAAAUCAUUGAUUUUAUUGAUAACAUUAACCAGAUAAAUCAAAAUGAUGUUGAAAAAAUAAUACCAUCAUCAUUAUUAACAAAAUAUGAUGAAGUUACAGAAAUUCCAAAGACAUCAUUAUUUAAAGAAAUAUUUUUAAUAAUUGAUGAAAUAAAAAAGAAUGAUUGUAAAAAUAUAACAAUUCCGUUGAAAAAUGUAUUAUCAAAAGAUGAAUUAAAAAAUUAUGGAAAAAAUGUUAUCAACUUAGUACAAUAUUUAGAUGAGAUACCAGACAACGAUUUACAAAAUUUGUCAUUGGCAUUAUCAGAGAAAAAAAAAGAAAUGACAUUUAAAGUAAAAGCUAAUACACACAAAAAAUUAAUUACUAUGAUUAAAGAUAUUAAAAAUUGUAAUAUUAACACAAGAUAUUUUGAUGAUAACGUUAUUGGAGACAAUUUACAACUAAAAAAUAUUGGCCUUUUAUUAAGGAAAGUUGAAGAAUUACCAUAUGAAUUAUUAAAUAAUAUUUUACUUGCCUCGGAAAGUUCUAAUGAAGAAUUUCCUUCAAAUGUUUGUCACAUUGAUCCACUAAAAAAAGUACGAAAAGUAAAAACUAUAUCGAACAAGAAGAUUGAUUCAAACAGUCAUAAUGAAAAGAAAAAUAAAAUUGUUGACAAACAUUUAGAAGACAAACAGGAAGGAAGCACUUUUGAAAAGUCUUCUGAAAUAUUAGAACAGAUAAAUGAGAGCAUUUUUGAUAAAGAAAAAGAAGUACAUAAUAAUGGUUAUACAAAAGAUGAUAUGGUUAAAAAUCCUUUAUUUGAAAAACAUGAAGAUAUAAUACUUGAUGACAAUUUAAAUUUGGAAAAACCAAAUGAAAGUUUGUUAAACAAUUCAAAAUUAACUGAAAAAAAUGAGGAAAAAGUUUUAGCAAGUAAAAAUAAAAAAUCAAUUAAAUGUAAAACAGAUAUGAUAUCUAAAGCAAUCAAAAAUAUGAAAACAAAAGAGGAAUCUAUAAAUUUGAGUCAAUCAAACAAAAUAACACCUACUGAGUUUGUUAGUGAUUCUGUAAAUAAAAAACAAAUUGCCUCUCAGGAUGUUGAUAAUUUGGUAGAUGAUUCAGAGUAUUGUGCUAAAAAUACCUCAGAAAUAUGUAUAGAAAAAAUGGAUGAAAAAAUUCUUUCUGACUUGACAUUAUCUAAUACUAAGGAUAAAAAAUUAAAUGAAAGUGAAGAUAGUUCAGAAACACUGAUUAUUAACAAUAAAGAUUUAACAACGGAUAAAAAUCAACCUCCAGAUGAUGAUAUAUCUAAUGGUGUUAUAAUAAAAAAGUCGUCUAAAACAAUAGAAUACCAAUCAUUAAAAUUAGAACCUCCAAAUUUUGCCGUCAAACAUUAUGAAUACGAUUUACAAUAUGGUGACAACAUUGUGGUUAAACAACAAUUGAUUGCAUAUCCAGAGCCAACUAUAACAAUAAUUAUGAACAAUGAAAUUCUAGAACCAAAUGAUAAUUUAAAAGUUAUAGUUGAAAAAGAAAAUUCUACAUAUUUAAUAAAUAUAUUAAUUCAUGAAAUUGAUUUUCAUUUUAAUGGUCAAUUAUCAAUAGUAGCUUCAAAUGUUGUGGGAACUGAUAAAAGUGUUGCUUCAAUUAAAGUUCAUAAUGGACACCACUUACCAAGUAAAAUUCCACCACCCAAAAUUUAUGGUGAAAAAGAAAAGUAUGUCAAAGAAGAUGAUAAUAUGAAAUUAAUUUAUACAAUAAGAUCAAUGGAAAUUCCAGAAGUACGAAUAUACAAAAACAAUGUCUUUGUUGAAGAUUAUAGGUUUAAAAUUAACAAAAAAAAUAAAGAAUAUGUUGUGUCGUUUAAAAUAGAAAAAUUGUCUUUGCAUGAUAGUGGUGAAUAUACUUGUAAAGCCCUUAAUAAAGGUGGUGAAACAAGUAUAACAACUAUAGUCCAUGUUAUAAAAAAAGAUACACAAUCAAAGGAACAAGAAUCAAAAGAUAAUAAUCAAUUAAAGGAUUCCCAAAUUGAAGAUAUUCAACAAUCGAAUGUUCAGCAAAAGAAAAGAAAGAAUACACCAAAAGCUUUAAAGAUUCCAAAAGAAAUAAACUCUUUAUAUGGCGAACCAAGCACCAAAGUUUCAACAUUAAAUGUUACAGCAGAAAUAGAAGCUGAUACCCGACUUAAAGAUGUAUCUCGAAUAAUUCUUAGUCCAGCUGAACCAUUAUCAGCUUCUAUUAGUGUAAAAAGUCCAUUGUAUAUACAGGAUGAUAAUGAUCAAAGAACAAUUAAAGAUGAACAAGAUGAUAUUCAAAAUGAUAAAAAGGAUAAUAAUGAAAUAAAAAAUGACAAAAUUAAAAAAAUUAAAAAAGUUUUGAAAAACAAAGUCGAUGAAACAAUAGACGAUAAAGAUAUUAAAAAUAAAAAAUCAGAAGACAUUACAAAUGAUUCAGAAAAAGAAGUUGACAAAUUAAGAAAAACAUCUAAAAAUGAAGUCAUAGAUAUUUCCAAAUCAAAGGUUGAUGAGAAAGCUGACGAUGAAUCUAAACAAGAAGAAACUACUUCUAAACCUAAAAAAAUAAAAGAUAGCAAAGAAUUAUCUAAACCUAAAGUCAUUGAGAAAGUUGAUGUAACAACAAGUGAAGAAAUACAAGAAAAUGAUUCUAAACAAAAUGAAGUUGUUUCGAAACUUAAAAAAGACAAAGUUAAAGAUACAAAAGAAAUUUCUAAACCUAAAGAGGAUGAAAAAGUUAAGGAUGAGUUUAAAAAAGAUGAAGGUGUCUCUAAAAUUAAAAAAGAAAAAGUUGAAGAAACAAAAGAAGUUCCUAAACCUAAAGUCGACAAAAAGGUUGAUGAAACUAAGAUUAAAGAUGAUUCCAAACAAGAUGAAGUUGUUUCAAAACUUAAAAAAGAAAAAACUGAAGAUAAAAAAGAGAUUUCUAAACCUAAAGAGAAUGAAAAAACUAAAGAUGAAACUGUCUCUAAACUUAAGAAAGAAAAAAUUGAAGAAACAAAAGAAGUUCCUAAACCAAAGGUCGAGGAGAAGGUUACUGAAACUAAAGCAAAAGAUGAUUCUAAAAAAGAUAAGGCUGAAGAUAAAAAAGAAGUUACUAAGCCUAAAGAGAAUGAUAAAAAAGAUGAGGCUGUCUCCAAACUUAAAAAAGAAAAAGUUGAAGAGAAGGUCACUGAAACUAAGGCUAAAGAUGAUUCCAAACAAGAUGAAAUUUCUUCAAAACUUAAAAAAGAUGAGACUGAAGAUAAAAAAGAAAUUUCUAAACCUAAAGAGGAUUCUAAAAAAGAUGAAGCUAUUUCUAAACUUAAGAAAGAUAAAGUUGAAGAAACAAAAGAAGUUCCCAAGCCAAAAGUCGACAAAAAGGUUGAUGAAACUAAGGCUAAAGAAACAUCUAAAGACGAUUCCAAACAAGAUGAAGUUGCUUCAAAACUUAAAAAAGAUAAGACUGAAGAUAAAAAAGAUAUUUCUAAACCUAAAGAGGAUUCUAAAAAAGAUGAAGCUGUUUCUAAACUUAAAAAAGAAAAAGUUGAAGAAACAAAAGAAGUUCUUAAACCAAAGGUCGAAGAGAAGGUUGCUGAAACUAAAGCUAAAGAUGAUUCUAAAAAAGAUGAAGUUGCUUCAAAACUUAAAAAAGAUAAGCCUGAAGAUAAAAAAGAGAUUUCUAAACCUAAAGUGGAUGAAAAAGUUAAAGACGAUUCUAAAAAAGAUGAGGCUGUCUCCAAACUUAAAAAAGACAAAAUUGAAGAAACAAAAGAAGUUCCUAAACCAAAAGACGAAGAGAAAGUUACUGAAACAAAGGCUAAAGAUGAUUGCAAACAGGAUGAAGUUGCUUCAAAACUUAAAAAAGAUAAGACUGAAGUUAAAAAAGAGGUUUCUAAACCUAAAGAGGAUGAAAAAACUAAAGAUGAAACUGUCUCUAAACUUAAGAAAGAAAAAGUUGAAGAAACAAAAGAAGUUCCUAAACCAAAGGUCGAGGAGAAGGUUGCUGAAACUAAAGCUAAAGAUGAAGUUGCUUCAAAACUUAAAAAAGACAAGGUUAAAGAUGCAAAAGAAAUUUCAAAACCUAAAGAGGAUGAAAAAGUUAAGGAUGAUUCUAAAAAAGAUGAAGCUGUCUCUAAAAUUAAAAAAGAAAAAGUUGAAGAAACAAAGAAAGUUUCCAAACCAAAGAUCGACAAAAAGGUUGAUGAAGCUAAGGCUAAAGAUGAUUCCAAACAAGAUGAAGUUGCUUCAAAACUUAAAAAAGAUAAGACUGAAGAUAAAAAAGAGAUAUCUAAACCAAAAGUUGAUGAAAAAGUUAAAGAUGAAGCUGUCUCCAAACUUAAAAAAGAAAAAGUUGAAGAAACAAAAGAAGUUUCUAAACCAAAAGUCGACAAAAAGGUUGAUGAAUCUAAGGCUAAAGAAACAUCUAAAGAUGAAUCUAAACAAAUUGAAGUUGCUUCAAAACUUAAAAAAGACAAGACUGAAGAUAAAAAAGAUAUUUCUAAACCUAAAGAGGAUGGAAAAGUUAAAGAUGAGGCUGUUUCUAAACUUAAGAAAGAAAAAGCUAAAGAUACCAAAGAAGUUUCCAAACCAAAAGUUGAGAAGAAAAUUACUGAAACUAAAGCAAAUGAUGAUUCUAAAAAAGAUAAGUCUGAAGAUAAAAAAGAGACUUCUAAACUUAAAGAAGAAGAAAAAGCUAAAGAUGAAGCAGUUUCAAAACUUAAAAACAAAGAUACAAAAGAAACUACUAAACCAAAGGUUGACGAAAAAGUGGAUAAAAUCAAGGCUAAAGAUGAAUCUAAAAAAGAAGAAGUUACUUCAAAACUUAAAAAAGAGAAGGUUGAAGAUACAAAAGAAGUUUCUAAACCAAAAGUUGUUGAAAAAGCUAAAGAUAAAUCUAAGGAAGAAGAACCUGUCUCCAAACUUAAGAAGGAAAAAGUUAAAGAUACCAAAGAAACUCCUAAAUCAAACGCUGAAGAAAUUGAGAGUAAUAAUUUACUGGAAGAUGAUUCUAAAGAGAUUUUGCCUAAAGAUGAUGUAGUUGAAAGCAGAGAUACAUUGACAAUUGACUCUAAACAAGAUGAAACUGUUUUAAAACCUAAGAAGAAAAAAGUUAAAGAUUCAAAAGUACUUUCUAAACCAGAAAUUGAUGAAGAAACAAUUAAUGACGAUUCAAAUGUUAAUGACAUAUUUGAUGAGAUUUCAUCUAAAAAAUUGUCACAUGCUAAAGAAUUAGAUGUUGAAGAAAGUUUUGCUACAAAAGAUAAAACUGUGGUUUCAGAUGAUUUUGAAAAUUAUGAAAUAAAUGAAGAUGAUUCAGCAGAUUUUAGUUUUGUAACUAAAGAUGAUAUGGACAAUGCCACUGAAUCAGUUGAAAUGAAAAUUAAGAAGAGGCAACCAAGAAGAGGUUUUGCUUUAAAGCCAUCAUCAAAAGUGUAUGGAAAGAGAGGUUCUACUGUUAAACUUGAGUGUGAAUUAUUCCAUGAAAAUGAUAAAGUAACAUGGAAGUUAAACAACUCUGAUAUUGAUGAUCCAAGAAUUACAAUUGAGGAAAUGCCUUACUUCUCUAAAUUAAUAUUUAAAGAUGUCCUUCCAACUGAUAGUGAUUCUAUUAUUGAGUACACAACAAAUGAUGGUGAGAAAGAUGUCUCGGGUCAAUCAUGUCUUCAAAUUGACGAUAUUCCUGUAAGUUUCAUUAAAUAUCUUGAAAGAAAAUAUCAUGGUGAAGAAAAUGGAUCGAUUGAUAUAUCUGUCACUUUAACAUACUCUACUGAUAACUUUGAGUGGUUGGUAAAUAAAGUUAAAGUUACUGAUAGUGAAAAAUAUAAAUUAUCACUUGUUAAUGAUGAAUAUAUUUUACAUAUUGAAAAUCUUGAAUACAAUGACGGUGGACUUAUUGAAUUUAUUGCAAAUAACUCAUUAAAUUGUUCUGGUAAUCUUGAAAUUUAUGGAAAACCAUAUAUUUUAAAUAAAAUAAAUGAUAGUGAGAAAAUUAUUGGAGACAUCGAUGACAAAAUAACUCAUUCAUGGGAUAUUAAGUCUAAUCCAGAACCUGAAUGUGAAAUUUUCUUUAAUGAUUGUAAAGUUGACAUUGGUAUUCGUUUCAAUGUACAAGUUAUUGACAAUAAAAUAAUAUUAACAAAACGAAAUGUAUCUAGAAAAGACAGUGGAGAAUAUAAGUUACGUGUAUUUAAUAAUUAUGGUGAAGAUUUUGAUACUUUCCAUAUCUUUAUUAAUGAUGUUCCUUUACCACCAACUUCUGUAUAUAUUAACGAAGUUUGUCAUGAUGCUGUUACAAUUUCAUGGUCAUCUCUAGAUAAUAAUGAAGAUUCCAUUAUAACAGGAUAUAUUAUUGAAAUGAAAGAAAGUGAUAGAAGAGUUUUUAAAAGAGCUGGUCAUACUCAUGGAAAUAAAAUGGAAUAUACAAUUGAAAAUCUUGAUAUGAAUACUGAAUAUCUUAUUAGAGUAGCAGCAACUAACAAAUAUGGAACAAGUGAAUUCACAGAACCUAUAACUGUAAAAACAAGUUCACCAUAUAAAUCACCAACUAUAUCAUCACCACCUACAAUUACAAAUAUUACAAAUAAUGGUUGUGAAUUAAGUUGGGAAGAAUGUACAGAAAAUGGUGGAUCUGAAAUUUAUUGUUAUGAUGUCUUUGGAAAUGAAAAUGAAAAAGGAUGGUUUAAAAUUAAUUCAUCUCCAAUAUUUACAUGUAAUUAUGUGGUUAAAGGAUUAAAAUAUUCUGAUGAUGAAAAUUUGAUAAAUUAUCAAUUUAAAGUUGAAGCAACAAAUGGUGCAGGAAUUACCUCAAACAGUAAUUUACCAUCUGAUACUUUAACAAUGGCUAGAAAGAUUUCAAAACCAAAAACUAUUACAAACAUUCCAAUUAUUACAAUAACAAGUUGUGACUCUGUAACAGUUGAUUGGAUUUGUUCUGAAUCUCCUGAAGAUUGUACUUCAUAUACUAUUUACUAUAAAAAUGAAGAAUCUGGAACAGAUGUCUGGAAAUCUGUAAAAGCAUCAACACCACCUGUAGUAAUUGAUGGAUUAAAAGAAGGAAUUAAAUAUAUAUUUAAAGUAUGUGGAGAAAAUAAUGAAGGUGAAGGAGAAUGUAGUGAAAUUUGUAAACCAAUAAGAAUGCUUGCAAAUGAAUCACCACGUUUCACAAAAACUCUUAGAAAUGUUUCUAUAGCUAAAAAAUCAUUAUUACAAUUGGAAUGUCAUGCAAUCGGAGAACCAUCACCAACAUAUAUUUGGUAUCAUGAUAAUGUUGAAAUAACUCCAGAUGACAAAAAUGAUUAUGAAAUUUCAACUGAAGGUUUUUGUACUACUCUUAAAGUACAUAGAAUAAAUGAUUCACAUUCUGGAAGAUAUAGAUGUACAGCAAUAAAUGAAUAUGGUGAAGAUAAAACAGAAUGUAGUGUUAAUGUUGCUGAAGUUAGAGCUCAUUUUAUUUCAACUUUCCCCGAAUUCUCUUCUGUUGAAGAAGGAUCAACAUUUGAACUUGUUUGUGAAUUAUCAGAUGAAGAUGCUUGUGUUACAUGGUUUAAGAAUGGUAAAAUAAUUAAUGAAUCAGCAACUGCAAAAUAUGAUAUUAUUGCUGAUGGCUCAAUUAGAAAAUUAAGAGUUAAAGAAGCAACUGUUUUUGAUAGUUGUGAUUAUACUUGUGUAACUUCUGAAGGUAGAAGAGCAAUGGGAGAAGUUGAAGUUUGUGAAAAACCACCAUAUAUUGAAGUUGGACCUCAAGAUUAUACUGUUACUUCAUUUGGUGAAACAGUAAAACUUUCUUGUGUUACAAGUUGCCCUGUAAGAGUUGUUAAAUGGUAUAAAAAUGGAAAAGAAAUUUGGCCUCAAUCAGGAAAAACUUUCAUGAACAAAGAAGAUUGCUUAUGCUAUCUUGAUAUUUAUGAUUUCAGUGAAAAAGAUAUUGGUGAAUAUAGUGUAAAAAUUGGAUCUGAUGGUGGUGAUGUUUCAGCUCCAGCAUUUAUUAAUAUGUUGGUUUCACCAGAAAUUCAAAUUAUAUCAUAUAAUGGUGAUUCAGAGAUUCAUGUUGGUAAAGACUUAUUUAUACAAGUUGAACUUUAUGGUGUUCCUAAACCAAUAUUAUCAGUUACAUUAAACAAUGAAAAUAUAAAAUCUAUUGGUGGUAAAAUUGAAGAAUAUGAAAAUGAAGCUACAAUAAGACUAAAUCAUCUUGAAAGAAUACAUACUGGAAUGUUAAAACUUAUAGCACAAAAUAGUGUUGGUGUAGAAGAAAAAGGAUCUAGAAUAAAUGUUGUUGAUAUUCCAUCACCACCAACAAAUCUUAGAAUAAGUGAUAUUAGACCUACCAAAGUUAAAUUAACAUGGGAAAUACCAGAUGAUGAUGGUGGUUGUCAAAUUGAUCACUUACUUGUUGAAAGAAAAACUGCAGAACAUAAUAGAUGGAGAAUUAUACAAAAAUUAAAAUCAUUUAAAGAAGAAUAUUUAGUUGAAGAUUUAUAUCCUGAUGAAGUAUAUGCAUUCCGUAUUGUAGCAGUAAAUAAUGUUGGAAGAUCUGAUCCAUCAAACAUUGUUGAUUGUAUAACACUUGAUUGUGACUCAGAAGAUACUUCAUUAAUAGAAGCUUUUAUUGUUGAUCAAUUUUUACAACCACCAAAUAAACCUGAUAUUCAAAGUAAUGGAUUUUUUGCUGAAGUAUCAUGGGAUGAAAUAAUACUUGCUGAUGAAUAUGUAGUAGAACGAAAAGAAGAAGAUGAUAAAUUAUGGCUUGAAUUAUGUAUUACAGAUAAAUGUCAUUAUCAAGAUAGAAGUUGUAGAGCUACUGGAAAAUAUCUUUAUAGAAUUUCAAGUAAAUCAGGAAAUAAAAGAAGUUUCCCUGGUGAAGCAACAGAAUUUGUAUUUUUACUACCAGUAAAAGUUUCUGAAAAAGACAUUUCAGUUGACAAACAAAUUGAUGAAACAUUAGAUGUUGUCAAUAAUGAUGUUGAAGAAAUCACUAAUAAUAUUAGUAACAAUAUUGAAGAAACUAAUAAUAUUAUUAGUAGUGAUGUCAAUGAGGCUACUGAAAUUAUGAAUAAUGAAGAUAAAAAAAUUGAUAAUGAAUUAAUAACAGAAGAAUCUAAAGUUGAAGUUGUUAAAAAGAAAAAAGUUGUUAAAAAGAAAAAGGUAGUAAAAAAAGAAGAAGAAGAAAAGUCUAUUGUUGUGAAGGAAGAAGAAAAUUUACCUACAACUAAAAAUAAUAAAGAAAUUGAACUUUUUGAAAAUGAAACAAACAUAAUUGUCGAUAGUGGAUUUAAUACAAAAUUAAUUUCUUAUUUAAAAUGUGGAACACCAACAGAUUGUAAAUGGUACAAACAUGAUCAGGAAAAAACUUCUGAUUGUUAUGUUACUUUUGACAAUGAAAGUGUAUAUUCAAUAAAAAAUGCUUCAGAAAUGGAUUCAGGUAAAUAUAAAUGUAUUUGGUAUGAUUGUUCCAAGACACUUGAACAAAUAUUUAAUGUGACUGUUAAAGGAAUUCCUACUAUUGAAAUUUCUGAACCUAUUGUUAAUGCAAAAUUAAAUUCUCAGGUUAAGCUUAAUAUAAAUUAUAAUGGAGUUCCUGAACCAAAAAUAACAUGGUCAUUUAAUAAUAAAGAAAUUGAAUCAAAUAAAGUGACAAAAAUUAUAACUAAAUCAGGUGAAUCAACACUAUCUAUAAAUAGUGUUACAGAAGAAAAUGCCGGUACUUAUACUAUAAAUGCAAUAAAUGAACAUGGUUCAAUAAGUAAAGAGAUUCUGUUAAAUAUUCAAGGUCCACCAUCAUCACCAAUUGGCCCAUUAAUUAUUUCAAAUGGUGAGAUGAAUUCCUUAAAAUUAUCAUGGAAUAUUCCCACUAGUGAUGGUGGAUCACCUAUACUAGGAUAUUGUGUAGAAAAAAAAGAAUCAACAAAAUCUUCUUGGAUAUUUAUUGAUAGAACAUCACAGACAAACUUUAUUGUUAAAGAACUAAAAGAAAAAAUAAAAUAUGAUUUUCGUAUAUCGGCAGAAAAUAAAUUUGGAACAGGCUCAUAUCUUGAGGGUAGCAGUAUUAUAAAUGAAAAAAAUCAAAAAGAUACAAAAUUGAAAAAAAGUAAAGUAUAA